AUGGUAUUUUUUUGCAUUUGUUCAACCAUCUUCUUCGUUGCACUUUGUAAAAUAUUCGUUGUGAGAUUCGAUAUUUCACCAUUUACAUUUAGUUCUCAUCUGUGUUCGUUCCUCUGGUUAAUUUCCACAACCAAAUUCCAUUCCUCUCCUACCGAACUCGAUUUGUUCAUAUCAAAUCUCACCGAAAUAUCCAAUGGCACAAAUACAACUUCAUUUUGGCCAUCAACGAUCGGUUUCAUCGACGGAAUCUUCUCCAGCAUAAGUCAAGUUUAUCUAAUUAAUAAUGUUCUAACCGGUCUGAUUAUUCUGUUGGGUGUAUCGAUUUGUUCGUUAAGAUUGACAAUUCUCGCGUUAAUCGGUACGAUCGUGGGUCAAAUAACUUCGAUUUAUUUAUUCCAAGUAUCACUGGAUGAGAUUCGUCAAGGUCUGUGGGGUCUGAACUCUGCAUUGACAUUUCAAAUACUAGGAGGAAUGUUCUUCGUCUUACAUGGACCUCACAUCUGGCUUUAUAUGAUAUUUGGAUCAGUAAUGACCGUUUUUGUGCAAGUUGGUUUGAUUAAAUACUUUCCUGUAUUUGGAAAAUUGCCACUAAUGUUGCCGUCGAUAAUUAUCUGUUGGUUUUUGUGUUUAUUAGGUGGAUCGAGUAAAUAUCUGAUCGGAAUCAGACUUCGAUCGAUGAGCAUUCCGGAAGAUCAUCUACGACGAUUUCGUUUGUCGAAUUUGGUGAAAAUGCAUUUUCAAUUUUUGGAUGAUUUAUCGAUAAUCCUUCAAAAAGUCGGAGGAAAUCAAAAUAUUCCCGACGAAGAUUUAUCAACCAUCGAAAAUGAAUUCGUUCCGAUACUUCUAUGUUCUUACACUCAUCAAAAUGAUUGGUUCAAUCUUAAAUCUUUACUAAACGAAGGUGCGGAUGUCAACGCAACCGACUACGAUUUUCGAAGUUCACUGCAUCUAGCUGCGUGCGACGGAAACAUAAAAAUAUGUCGAAUGUUAAUUGAAAAAUUCCAUGCAGAUACGAAUCUGAUCGACGAUUUCGGUGGAACGCCAUUGUACGAUGCAUUUUGUCACGGACAUUUUCACCUCAUACCUUAUCUUUACAUAAAAGGCGCCCGAAUGCCUAUAUCGAAGAUGAAAGAGCUGAUAUUUUUCCUCUGUGCAUUUUCGUUCGAAGGAAAUCUCGAAGCGGUACAAUACUUAAUCGCUUGUGGAGUUAAUCCAAAUCUAUUUGAUCAUAAUGGACGAACGGCAUUGCAUUUAGCCGUGUGUGGACAUCAUUAUUUAAUCGUCAAAUACUUAGUCGAAGAAGGAAAUGCAUCGACAUCGAUUGUCGAUCAUUACGGUCAUACGCCGUUAGAUGAUGCAGUACGAUUGUCUGAUAAUCAAAUCACGUUUUAUCUUCAACAUUGGCGAGCUGAUUUGGUGAAAAAUACCACAAAUAUUUUCCUUGAGGAUGAUGAACUUGAUGACAUUAAUAUCGAAGAUGAUUUUGGGGAGAAGAAGGAAGUGAUCGAAAGGAAAUCGAGGAAAAUUACAGAGGCAAGUUUAUUACCAGCUUUGUUUUGCACAGCUGCGGGUGAAGGAAAUGUGAAACAAAUGAUAAAUAUCCUCAAACAGUUUCCGCAAUUUCGUGCAGAUAGCGUCGAUUAUGAUUUUCGUUCUGCGGCACAUAUCGCUGCCGCUGAAGGUCAACUAUCGAGUAUUCAGUUUUUAUGUAAACAUUCCUUAGUGAAAAAGCAAGAUUUACACUGGAUUAAUCAAGAAGAUCGUUGGGGAUUUACACCGAUCGAAGAAGCUUAUCGUUACGGACAUAAUCAAGUUGCCGAAUAUCUAAAAGAAUAUCAAAGCAAAGAAUCGAAAUUACCGUUGUCAACAACAACGACAGGAAUAUCUUCGGAUUUGUCGUCGAAAUCCACCAAAACUUUUAUUGAUUCGGUAAAAAAAUGGAAAAAAAUUUUCCGUUUCGCAACACUAGUUUUAAACAACGAAGCCGAAUUAAUCAAAAGUCUUCUCAUGAGCGGAGUCUUGUCAGCAUCCAACACGUAUGCAGAUUAUGACGGACGAACUCCGAUGCAUUGGGCGGCAUUGAAUGGUUACAUAAACGUUGUUAAAGUCUUACAGCAUUGUGGUGAUAACGGCAGAACACACAAAGAUCGAUGGGGGAAUUCAGCUUUAGACGAAGCUAAACGGCGGAAAUUUAUGCAAAUUGUUCAUAUCCUACUUGAUGACAUUGUUUAA
This is a messenger RNA of Adineta ricciae, 2232 nucleotides long. The record is from the annotation of a GenBank genome assembly. Lineage: Eukaryota; Metazoa; Rotifera; Eurotatoria; Adinetida; Adinetidae.